AUGGCUGUUCAUGUGUGGGGACUCGUCGCCAUAAUUGUGUUCUACUUGCUUAUCUUCAUCCUUGGGAUCUGGGCGGCGUGGAAAAAUAAAAAGAAGGGGAAGGAUGCGACGAGUGAGGAUGUCUUGCUAGCAGGGAGAAAUAUUGGGGUAUUUAUAGGUAUAUUUACUAUGACAGCCACGUGGGUAGAUGGCACUCUGAUCAGCGGGGUUGCAGAGGGUAUCUACACUUUCGGUUUGUCCUCUCUCAGUAUGCCGCUAGGGUACUGUAUGGCUGCAUUCUUUGUCAAAAAGAUGCGCAAAGGCAAUAAUGUCACUAUGCUGGAUCCCUUCAACCGGAGGUUUGGUAAAAUCAUGACGGGGUUUUUGUUCUUGCCAGCUUUUACAGGGGACAUAUUUUGGUGUGCUGCAACUUUAUCUUCAUUAGGUACAACUCUGACCGUGGUUGUCGGAUUCGACCACUGGAUCGCCAUCACGCUGUCGACAGCAGUGGUCCUGAUAUACACGUUGUUUGGAGGACUCUACUCGGUCUCCUACACUGACGUCAUGCAGAUGUUGUUCAUCUUUGUAGGCCUGUGGCUGGCCAUUCCGUUCGCAAUGUCCAACCCCCUGAUGACGUCACUAUCAGAGACAACAGAGAAGUGGGCUCUGUGGCAGCGAGCAUUGGCGAUGAAGUCAUCGAGGUUGGCUGAGAUGAUGUUGUACGCAGGCGCAGCAGGAUUUGCAGUGUGCACAAUCCCGCCUCUACUCAUAGGGAUGGUGGCAGUGUCUGUUGAUUGGAAUGCCACAGCCUACGACGGAGAACUUCCGUUUCCGACAGAUGACUUAAAACUGAUCGCACCGCUUGUCUUGCAGUAUGUGUGUCCAUUCGUAGUUUCUCUGAUUGGUCUUGGCGCUAUUUCCGCUGCAGUGAUGUCGUCUGCAGACUCCAUUUUGCUUUCCUCGAGCUCCAUGUUUUCCAACAAUAUCUACAAACCCGCAAGAAUGGGAAAGGCCAGCGAACGUGAACUUAUUUGGACCAUGCGAGUAUUUAUGACCCUCAUGGCCAUUCUGACUACGGUCUUGGCCAUCAAGAUCACCAGUAUUUUCAAUCUGGCCAUUUUGUCCUCCGAUCUUGUCUACGUCAUCCUUUUCCCUCAGCUGACUUCGGUCUUGUAUGUAGACGGUGCAAACAUCUACGGAUCAAUUGCUGGGUAUGUAGUGGGAUUGAUCAUCCGGGUACUUAGCGGGGAGCCGUUGCUAGGUCUGCAAGCAGUUUUACGGUGGCCUUGGUAUGAGGAAGAAACUGAUUUCCAACCGUUCCCCUAUAGGACGACUAGUAUGCUCCUCAGCUUGUUAAGUAUCUUACUCGUGUCCUACGUCACAAACGUUGCAUUCCGUGCUGGUUGGUUGCCAAGGCGAUAUGACGUAUUCAAAGGCAUUGUCUGGCAUUCUGGGAGUAAAUCUAAAGAACCCGCGGAUGAACAGAGAUCGUUUGAGAUAGGAAAACAUUUACUUCCGGGCGAUACUAAGGAUAAUAUUGCUUUGGAGAUGCGUCCCAGGCAAAUAGUUGAGAUAAGUGAAGACAGACACGAUGAUGCAUUCAUGUUAUGA
Molecule: messenger RNA, 1590 nt
Organism: Lingula anatina
Lineage: Eukaryota; Metazoa; Brachiopoda; Lingulata; Lingulida; Lingulidae
Product: high-affinity choline transporter 1-like
Biological process (GO): choline transport; transmembrane transport; acetylcholine biosynthetic process
Cellular component (GO): plasma membrane
Molecular function (GO): choline:sodium symporter activity
Source: RefSeq, a predicted model, not a curated record